GGCGAUGACGUCAUUUUUACGGAAUUUCCCCAGACCUGGCAACCCUCGGCAAUACUUAAGCGAGCAAACGCAGUUUCUCGCUCUUUCUCUUUCACUGCGCGAAGCGGGGACAGUCCACAGCCUCGUAGAGACCAUCACCACUCCACUUCAUCCAAGUAAACAUGUCUAAGGGUAUAGCUGUCGGCAUUGACCUUGGGACGACCUACUCCUGCGUAGGCGUCUUCCAACAUGGCAAAGUCGAGAUCAUUGCCAACGACCAGGGGAACAGGACCACGCCCAGCUACGUUGCCUUCACUGAUGCUGAGCGAUUGAUUGGGGAUGCAGCGAAGAAUCAAGUUGCAAUGAACCCCACAAACACAGUGUUUGAUGCCAAACGCUUAAUUGGGAGAAGAUUUGAUGAUCCUGUUGUCCACUCCGACAUGAAGCACUGGCCGUUCACAGUUGUCAAUGACAGUGGCCGCCCAAAAGUGCAGGUGGAUUAUAAAGGCGAGACCAAGUCCUUUUACCCUGAGGAGAUCUCUUCUAUGGUUUUGGUGAAGAUGAAGGAAAUUGCUGAAGCUUAUCUUGGAAAAACUGUGUCCAAUGCUGUUGUAACAGUGCCAGCUUACUUCAGUGAUUCUCAGAGGCAAGCUACAAAAGAUGCCGGGACGAUUUCAGGGCUUAAUGUUCUGCGAAUUAUAAAUGAACCUACUGCUGCAGCCAUUGCCUAUGGCUUGGACAAAAAGGUUGGAGCAGAGAGAAACGUCCUGAUCUUCGAUCUUGGUGGCGGCACCUUUGACGUGUCCAUCCUGACCAUCGAAGAUGGAAUCUUUGAAGUGAAGUCCACUGCUGGAGACACCCAUCUGGGGGGAGAGGACUUCGACAACCGCAUGGUCAACCACUUCAUCGCCGAGUUUAAGCGCAAACACAAGAAGGACAUCAGCGACAACAAGAGAGCUGUUCGCCGUCUCCGCACCGCCUGUGAAAGAGCCAAGCGCACCCUGUCGUCCAGCACCCAGGCCAGCAUAGAGAUCGACUCCCUGUACGAGGGCAUCGACUUCUACACCUCCAUCACCAGGGCUCGCUUUGAGGAGCUGAACGCCGACCUGUUCCGUGGCACCCUGGACCCAGUGGAGAAGUCCCUCCGCGACGCCAAGAUGGACAAAGCCCAGAUCCACGACAUUGUCCUGGUCGGUGGCUCCACUCGCAUUCCCAAGAUCCAGAAACUGCUGCAGGACUUCUUCAAUGGAAAGGAGCUCAACAAGAGCAUCAACCCUGAUGAGGCUGUAGCCUAUGGUGCAGCUGUCCAGGCCGCCAUUCUGUCUGGAGACAAAUCCGAGAAUGUCCAGGACCUCUUGCUGCUGGAUGUCACUCCUUUGUCCCUGGGCAUUGAGACAGCCGGUGGGGUGAUGACUGUUUUGAUCAAACGCAACACCACGAUUCCCACAAAGCAAACCCAGACUUUCACCACCUACUCCGACAACCAGCCUGGUGUGCUCAUUCAGGUUUAUGAAGGUGAGAGAGCCAUGACCAAGGACAACAACCUGCUGGGCAAGUUUGAGCUGACUGGCAUUCCCCCGGCACCCCGCGGUGUUCCUCAGAUCGAAGUCACCUUUGACAUCGAUGCCAACGGCAUCAUGAACGUCUCCGCUGCUGACAAGAGCACUGGCAAGGAGAACAAGAUCACCAUCACCAACGACAAAGGUCGACUCAGCAAGGAGGACAUUGAGCGAAUGGUCCAGGAGGCCGAGCAGUACAAGUCUGAAGAUGACCAGCAGCGUGACAAGGUGUCUUCCAAGAACAGCCUGGAGUCAUACGCCUUCAACAUGAAGUCCACUGUGGAGGAUGAGAAACUGCAGGGCAAGAUCAGCGACGAGGACAAACAGAAGAUCUUGGAGAAAUGCAACGAGGUCAUCAGCUGGCUGGACAAGAACCAGACUGCUGAGAAGGACGAGUUCGAGCACCAGCAGAAAGAGCUGGAGAAGGUGUGCAACCCCAUCAUCACCAAGCUGUAUGAGAGCGCUGGGGGCAUGCCAGGAGGGAUGCCGGGUGGUAUGCCUGGUGGCUUCCCAGGGGCUGGUGGUGCCCCAUCAGGCGGCGGCUCCUCUGGACCAACCAUCGAGGAGGUUGAUUAAACGGGUCACGUCAUCACAAAGUUAAACCCCAGUGGCCCAAUCUGUGACCUGAAGGCUGGCUGAAGGCGACAUUCAAAAUGGCUUCAGUUUGAAUGUGUAAACUUGCAUUUAGAUCUAGCUGAAGCUAGCCAGUCCUACAAUUGGAGUCCUGGUGCAUAAAGGAAAAAUAAAUUAUAAAAACCUAAAA
Messenger RNA from Conger conger (European conger), 2301 nucleotides. Its product is annotated as heat shock cognate 71 kDa protein. The transcript has 9 exons. The coding region runs from base 162 to 2114 and encodes 650 amino acids. Gene Ontology annotation, molecular function: ATP binding; misfolded protein binding; ATP-dependent protein folding chaperone. The record is from RefSeq and is a predicted model, not a curated record. Gene Ontology annotation, biological process: protein refolding; vesicle-mediated transport; cellular response to unfolded protein. Lineage: Eukaryota; Metazoa; Chordata; Actinopteri; Anguilliformes; Congridae. Gene Ontology annotation, cellular component: plasma membrane; nucleus; cytoplasm.